GAAGAAUUCGAAAGACUUGAAGCCUCAACCAAACAAAUACCUCUUCUGUUUCUUCUUUAAAAUCAUACCCACAAGAUUCCAAUUUUCUCUCCCAAAUAUUUUUACUUUCUCACCCACCUUUUUCUUUGUGAUUUCCGCCUCUCUGUCUUCUGUCUUCUUCUCCAUCCUUUCCUAUAUAAUGUAUACCCUUCUUCUCCUCCCCAUCACUCAACCAUGAAUAAUUCCGCCGCCACAACAACCACCACCACUACUUACAACCGCAAAAAGAUAAAGCUCCCCCCCGUUGACACCGUCAAUAAGAUUGCUAACACUAAUGGCGUUUCUGGCUUUGAACCCUCCUUUUUGAAAUGGACGGUGCAUGAUGUGCUCAAUGUAGCUACUCGUCAUUGGUUACCGUGCCUUUUUGCACUUGGGUUGCUGUUUUUUAUGGGCGUUGAAUACACGCUCAACAUGAUUCCGGCUUCAUCGCCGCCGUUUGACUUGGGAUUUGUUGCCACAAAACGUCUCCACCAGUUGCUUUCCUCCUCUCCGGAGCUCAACACUCUGUUGGCUGCUCUUAAUACGGUGUUUGUGGGCAUGCAAACUGCAUAUAUAAUGUGGACAUGGCUAAUAGAGGGCAGGCCAAGAGCUACAAUCUCUGCUUUAUUCAUGUUCACUUGCCGAGGAAUUCUCGGUUACUCCACUCAGCUUCCAGUACCUGAGGGAUUUCUAGGUUCAGGAGUGGAUUUCCCAGUAGGGAACGUGUCCUUCUUCCUGUUCUUCUCAGGGCAUGUCGCUGGUUCUGUGAUAGCAUCGCUGGAUAUGAGAAGAAUGGAGAGGUGGGAAUUGGCAUGGACAUUUGAUGUGCUUAAUGUUCUACAAGCUGUGAGGUUGCUUGGCACUAGAGGUCAUUAUACCAUUGAUUUAGCUGCUGGUUUGGGUGCUGGCUUUCUAUUUGAUUCAUUAGCUGGGAAAUAUGAAGCAAGCAAGAGAAAGGAGGCUAUUGCUACUGCUAAAGAAGCUUUUAUGUAAAGGAAAGAAAAAGGCCAAAUUGCAAUUGUAACCUAUACCAAACUUUUGAAAUGUCGAAAAGACUUGUAUUUUUUUUUAA
Molecule: messenger RNA, 1090 nt
Organism: Manihot esculenta (cassava)
Lineage: Eukaryota; Viridiplantae; Streptophyta; Magnoliopsida; Malpighiales; Euphorbiaceae
Product: phosphatidylcholine:diacylglycerol cholinephosphotransferase 1
Exons: 3
Coding region: 214-1011 (265 amino acids)
Molecular function (GO): diacylglycerol cholinephosphotransferase activity
Source: RefSeq, a predicted model, not a curated record